AUGCCUGGAUCAAAAGGAGGUUCUUGGAAAGUACUUGGCUUAGGACGAGGUGAAGAAACUGCACAAAAAGCUGAAAAACAUCUACAUGAAUUAAACUAUCCAAAUGCGAAAGUUAUCGGGCUUGAAAACGACAAAGCUAGUGAUGAUAAGUUAAUUGAACUUCUUAAAACUAAUGAUUGGGAUGGUGUAUCUAUUGGUGGUGGUAUCAAUGGAUAUGAUGAUGAUUUUCCAAGAGAAACGGAAACUCUCUACUGGUUUAAUCGUCUUGUUAAUCUUGUUCAUCAAUAUGCACCCAAAGCUAAACUUAUAUUUGUUACAAAUCCUACUGAUCUAGUUAAUUCAUUUGUAAGAGUACUUGAUUCUGCAGAGACACCCGUUGAAAGUAUUUAA
This is a messenger RNA of Adineta steineri, 390 nucleotides long. The record is from the annotation of a GenBank genome assembly. NCBI's taxonomy places the organism in Eukaryota, Metazoa, Rotifera, Eurotatoria, Adinetida, Adinetidae.